Messenger RNA from Metopolophium dirhodum (rose-grain aphid), 807 nucleotides. RefSeq names its product GATA zinc finger domain-containing protein 4-like. The record is from RefSeq and is a predicted model, not a curated record. Lineage: Eukaryota; Metazoa; Arthropoda; Insecta; Hemiptera; Aphididae. Bases 1 to 807 code for a protein of 268 amino acids. The transcript is spliced from 2 exons.
AUGGAAAGUCGAUACGUAACCACAUGCAGACAUAUGGGAGACAACUACCAACAGAACACUCAAAAUCAAAAGGAGGAGGAUGAAAAACUAAUAAUAGCAGGGGACUGUUUAAGAGCUACGGCCAGCAACUGGUUCUCAACUAUAAGAUUUCAAAUAAACAACUUCCGAGAAUUCCAAGAGACAUUUAAAGACGAAUAUUGGUCAAGGGACAUCCAAAUGCAAACGUGGAGCCAAUGUCUCGGUAUAAAACAAGUACCUAACGAAGCAAGCUAUCGGGAACAUUUUUCGUAUUGGGCGACCAAGCUAAGGCAUCUCGAAGUACCGAGACUAGCGGAACAAGAAAUUGUAAGCAGUAUUGCCGGCCAUUACCCAGGAUAUUUAAGGGCAAUAUUAAUAUCACUACCGGAGUGUACAAUACUCAAUGCAAUGAAAAUAUUGGGUACAGAGGAACACCGGAACAACAAUAAUAAUUAUAAUAACCGACUACCACAAAACAGGGAAAACAACAACAACAAUCAAAAUAGAACAAGAGAAGACCCCCCACGAAGGGAAGGCAAUUGGCGAAACACAGGAAGAAACGAACAAACAAGAGAAUACCAAAUUCCGAGAAAUACACAAGAAUCGGAUAACACACAAUGGCGAGAUAGACAAGCAAUUAAUCAAAUUAAUGCGACUGAAGCGAGUAGUGACACCGACGAUGAAAGUCAAGUUAACCAUACGGUUAAUAACAUACAAGCGAGUAACGUAUCGGUGAGCCCGUAUUUGAGUUGUAUGAUUGAAGGAGGAGCAAUACAAGCCCUAGGUUGA